CGAAACAAAACUAGCGCGGGGCUUCUGAGCUCCGCAAUCUGCGUAGAUCGAAUUUCUUCCGCUCCGCCUGUCGGUGGAGCUCCCGCGGGUGCCGCGGCUUCCCGCUACGCCAGGAGCGUCCGCGAAGAGAAUGGCUGGGCGCUGCGGGUGCGCCGUCGGCGUAGCGCUCCGGCGGCCCGGGUGCGGCUGCGCAGGACGCCGGAGCGGGCCGGGUGCGCCGUCGGCGUAGAGCCGCGGCCCGCGCGCUGGGCUCCGCGACGCAGCUAGCGCAGGCGGCUUUGGUGAAUAGACGACUGGGUGCAGCCGGGGUUUGGUACCGAGCGGAGAGGAGAUGCACACGGCACUCGAGUGUGAGGGGGAAUAGAGAUGAAGGUGCACAUACACACAAAAUUUUGCCUCAUUUGUUUGCUGACAUUUGUUUUCCAUCAUUGCAACCACUGCCAUGACGACCAUGACCAUGGCCCCGAGGAGCUGCACAGACACCACCGUGGGAUGACGGAGUCGGAGUCCAGCAAGUUUUCAGUACAGGAUGCUGAAAAUGAAAAGAAGUACUAUAUUGACAAACUUUUUGACCGUUAUGGUGAAAAUGGAAGAUUAUCAUUUUUCGGGCUGGAGAAACUUUUAACAAACUUGGGCCUUGGAGAGAUCAAAGUCGUUGAGAUUAAUCACGAGGACCUGGGCCACGAUCACGUGUCUCACUUAGACAUUCUGGCGGUUCAGGAGGGAAAGCAUUUUCAUUCACACAGCCACCAGCAUUCCCACAAUCAUCUCAACGCAGAGAACCGCACUGCGACCAGUGUGCCGUCACAGAGAAACCACAGGUGCGAUCCGGAGAAAGAGGCAGCUGAAGUCCCCACCAAGUCUGAUGACAAACACCUGCAUGACCACAAUCACCGCCUCCGUCAUCGCCACCGCUCACAUCACCACCUGGAUCAGAACACCACUCAGCGUCUCCACAAUGAUUCUGUCCCUCACAGUGAGCACGGCGAGCCGGGUCACGGACCUUCCACAGAGACCAACAGAACCCAAGAACAGUCUGAAGUGAAGCCGUUGAAGGUCCGGAAAAAGGAAAAAGGGAAGAGGAAGAAAGAAAACUCCGAAGCUAACACACCAGGUUUCCUCCCCAACCAUGACCACAGUGAGCAAUACGAGCAUAAUCGGGUUCACAAGCCUGACCGUGCACAUAGCCCGGGUCAUCCGCAUGCACACCUUCCAGAGCGUGAUGCCCACGGACACCAAGAUCUUGAUCCUGAUAUUGACAGUGAACUUCGGCAUACGAGAAAGCGAGAAGCUCCGCAUGUUAAAAAAAGUGCAAUUUAUUCCACUGCUAGCCACAAAGACCACAGUGAAGAUGACCGCCAGCAUGAAUGUUUGAACGUCACUCAGCUGUUAAAACACUUUGGUCUUGGCGCCAACUCUCCCAUCUCACCCGAUUUGUUCACGUACAUUUGCCCUGCAUUGCUCUAUCAGAUUGACAGCCGACUUUGUAUUGAGCAUUUUGACAAACUUUUAGUUGAAGAUUUAAGCAAGGAUAAAACUCUGGUUCCUGAAGAUAAGGUGAAUAUAGGGGCGUCAGCGUGGAUCUGCGGCAUCAUCUCCAUCACUGUCAUCAGCCUGCUCUCCCUGCUGGGCGUGAUACUGGUACCCAUCAUCAACCAGGGAUGCUUCAAAUUCCUCCUCACCUUCCUCGUGGCACUGGCUGUAGGGACGAUGAGUGGAGAUGCCCUUCUUCAUCUGCUGCCCCAUUCUCAGGGUGGACAUGACCACAGCCAUCAGCAUGCACACGGGCACGGCCAUUCUCACGGGCAUGAGCCGAAGAAGUUUCUGCAGGAGUAUGAUGCCGUGCUGAAGGGACUGGUCGCCCUGGGAGGCAUUUAUCUGCUGUUCAUCAUCGAGCACUGCAUUCGGAUGUUCAAGCACUACAAGCAGCAGAGAGGAAAACAGAAAUGGUUCAUGAAGCAGAGCACAGAAGAAUCAACUAUUGGAAGAAAGCUUUCGGAUCACAAGAUAAACAACACACCAGAUGCUGACUGGCUCCAACUCAAGCCACUUGCUGGGACUGACGACUCGGUGGUUUCUGAAGACCGACUUAAUGAGACCGAACUGACGGACUUGGAGGCCCAGCAGGAGUCGCCGCCGAAAACCUACCUGAGUGCCGAGGAGGAGAAGAUCAUGGCCCAUUCUCAGAGUGACGGGCUCCACACCAUUCACGAGCAUGAGGUCCACGCGGCUUCACGGAACCACCACGGCGAGGACAAGGCCGUGCUGAGGAAACACAACCACCAGUGGCACCACAAGCACUCCCAUCACUCGCACGGCCCCUGCCACUCCGGCUCGGACCUGAAAGAGACGGGCAUAGCCAAUAUAGCCUGGAUGGUGAUCAUGGGGGACGGCAUCCACAACUUCAGUGACGGGCUCGCCAUUGGGGCAGCGUUCAGUGCUGGACUGACCGGAGGAAUCAGUACUUCGAUAGCUGUCUUCUGUCAUGAGCUGCCGCAUGAAUUAGGGGAUUUUGCGGUUCUCCUGAAAGCAGGCAUGACUGUGAAGCAGGCGAUCGUGUACAAUCUGCUCUCCGCCAUGAUGGCUUACAUAGGCAUGCUCAUCGGCACAGCUGUCGGCCAGUACGCCAACAACAUCACCCUCUGGAUCUUCGCCGUCACGGCAGGCAUGUUCCUCUACGUGGCCUUGGUGGACAUGCUCCCAGAGAUGCUGCAUGGUGACGGUGACAACGAGGAGCAUGGCUUCUGUCCAGUCGGGCAGUUCAUUCUUCAGAAUUUAGGACUACUGUUUGGAUUUGCCAUCAUGCUGGUGAUCGCCCUCUAUGAAGACAAAAUUGUGUUUGACAUCCAGUUCUGACCAUUCCCGGGUUGACUGCGAGAAUGUCCGUGCAGCUUGCCUCUGUUCCUUGUCCUACGCACAUUGCUCAGGGAAGUCAGCGGCCUGCACUACUCACAGGUCCCGUGGGGUCGGGCCUCACCACGCAGACUGGUGCUCAGUGCUGUCUGCUCUGCGUGAAUGGGCCUUUGAAAAACAGUUGUGAUAAAGACAGGAGGAAAUGGGACUCCAUGAACCAAUGUUGAUAGACGUAUAAGACUUUAAAAAAGAGAGAAUCAUAUAAAACACUACUAGUCUUUUUAUUAGUAGAAACUUCUGUGGCUAUGCAGAAAUAGAAAUUAAACCAAAAAAAAUCAUUUAAAGUUUAAAAAUAUUUUAAAUGGACUUGGAGCAGACAUUUUUGUGUGUAUGAAUGAAUUCUAGUGUCCUUUAAUUCAGCCCCGUAUAUACAUAUGGGAUUAAUAGGGAUCAACUCAACACAACUUGGAAACUGCAUAAAGUCGACUUUAGGAGUUAGAGGGAAGGCCAGGCUGCGUUAGAGUAUGGAUUUAGCAUUGGGAAAAGCCCGUAUUCUUGAAUCUAGAGUUACUAUUUUUGUAUAUAUUUGCAUAGUGUUCAAACUUGCAGCUGAAACUACUGAAAUUUGUGAUUGUAUGUUUGUGUGAACUUCACUUUAAUGAAAGAUUCUUAAUGGUUCUUUGCAUUACUAUACUUGGUGUUGGGGUUAUUUUCUUUUGUAACUUUGUUUUGAUUUGUGGGGAUGAGUCAGCAUGUACAAGAUAUGUUUUUCUUAAAAUUACCAUUCUAGAAAAUAUCAAAGGUGUGGCAUUCCAGCUCCCUCGUACCAACAAUUGGAAAACUUAAGUUCUGAGUGUUCGUGUUACUUUACCGGUUUUGCAUUGGAACUCAGAGCACAUGCUGUGGCUGGCAGUAAAAUCCAAGUUUGCCAUGCUUAUCGUCUGUAUAUAACAUGUCGGCUAAACAGUUACUGCACUGGUACCAUGACUGAGGUGGUACCAAGUACGUGAUUAAGCCAAAAUCACUUUAUCAUUUUGUGCCAAGAUACACUGUUGGUGCCUGGGGCAGAAUAGUCUGUGUUUGAUGCCUGCUCUUACACCACUGGACAAGUGAUGUCUGAGAAGUGUGUGCCAUGUUGAGCCUGACUGUUACCCAGUAACUUGUAGACUAGUCAUGUGCAGAUAUCUCUGUUCAUACCUCAUGCCAUUCGCUCCUCACUUCUGCAAGGAACCUGUGUCUGAACCGUGUGCAGCUAGCUUUACUUUACCUGCGUGGCAGUCAGGAGAGCCCUUGGGGAAAAGAGACAACAAACUGUCAGAGCCAAACCCCGUCCAUUCCAUUUUAAAUGUUUUCAUUCAAUCCUUUCCCCAGUUCUUUUCCGCUUUCUCUGUGAAUUAAAGACAAAAACAAGAGUCUGAGAGCAGCGCGUGCAUGCAGUGUUAGCGGACACUCGUCAGUACUCAUUAUGUUCUAAGCGAGGGUGCCUCGGUGUGUUUCUCCUGUAAUUUAUCCUUUUCUGAGCCCCCGCUCCCCUGAAGUAGUGGUCUGUCCACGUUUUCAGCCCUGGGCAGAGCUAGGACGGUCCUGGCCUCAUUGCUUGGCCGUUUGAGCAGCCUGCUGAAAGGUGCUGGCCUACUGAGAACUGCCAACUUCAAGUGACUUACAUAUUUUGCUUUCAAAACCAAGAUACGUUUGUGGUUCAUUUUUGAGCUUUACACCCCAGAAGGAUUGUGCAUCCCAGCAGUAAAUCUGCUUCAUUUAAAACAACGGCUAGAAUAGUCCAUUUUGAAAUGCCUGAUUUAAAGCCGAUCAGUUAUGCUUACAGUAUAGAAAGUUUGUCUUUCUUUGCUAGAUCUUCUUAACCGUUUAGGAGAGCUUUAACAGUUGCUGCUAGUAUUUUGCUAGGGUUCCACCAGUAUUUAGUUUUUGCACCCUUCUAAUCUAUACUCUCAGGUCUCACUAGACAAUCCUAAUUCCACUACAUUUCUGUCUGGCUCCAACAUUCCACUUGGCUUGAGCAGUCUGGUUCUACCAUGCGCUUGUUGGAGGUCCCCAAUGUUACCUGUCCAGUGCUGUCACCGUGUGACACCCAUAUGGACUUGGCGCUGUCACAUUGCAUUCAGUCAGCUGUGGUUCUGCUUAGAAACACUACAGUUACCGAUGCAGUGUGAACCCUUCCAUGACCAGGGAGUCGGCGGCUCAGAUGUGAUUAUGGUCCCGCAAGGUGAUACUUGCUAAAAUAUCUAAACAUUUUGUUGUUGUUGUUGUAACUGAAUCAUUUUUUUUAAAUUUUUAAAGCUGGAAGUGAUCAAAUGCUGGUUUUUUUUUUUUUUCAUUGUCAACAGUGGUGUGUCAUUUUAUAUAUGUUCCUAAUGCUUACGGAACUCUCCCAAAAUAAAGUUCUUCAGAAAGAGAAGCAAAGCGCA
This is a messenger RNA of Microtus ochrogaster (prairie vole), 5279 nucleotides long. RefSeq names its product solute carrier family 39 member 10 (gene Slc39a10). Gene Ontology annotation, molecular function: monoatomic cation:bicarbonate symporter activity; zinc ion transmembrane transporter activity. NCBI's taxonomy places the organism in Eukaryota, Metazoa, Chordata, Mammalia, Rodentia, Cricetidae. The record is from RefSeq and is a predicted model, not a curated record. Gene Ontology annotation, cellular component: plasma membrane. Gene Ontology annotation, biological process: intracellular monoatomic cation homeostasis; zinc ion import across plasma membrane.